GUAUGCAUCACCUAUGCCAUCCCUGGUGACAUUGUUGCUAGGCGUUUAUUGUACACCGACAAUGGAAAAAACAUAGAAUUACGCCUGCCGUUGUCGAUGCAACUUCUUCCCCUACAAAUUAGCAGUUCAAAAUGUUGUGUUGGCGGUGGCGAAUGGGGUAAAACAGAAUACCAGGAUGAGCAUUUCAGGUUGAGUUGCUAAGAAGUAUUGAUCGACAAUGAACUUUGGAUUUACAAAUAAGAGGGGCUCCGUUCCCUUGUGGUGUCCAUUUGCAUGGCAGAACGUGUUGUUUUCUCGAAAGAAUAACGAUUUUGUUGGAGAUGGACCUUCUAAAAUAGUAUGAUCUAGGUAGGCAUGGUGCUGGAGAACGGGUCAGUAGAACUGAAGUCACGUGAUGUAAGGACCGCGUCCAUUCCGACUAUGAAGGAGGAAAAUCACACGGAGGCGAAUCACACCAGCACUCCAUCACCUUCACAGGGACGGAGGCGUCCCAGGUGGCUGGUAGCUGUCCCUCCAGUCAUACUCAUCAUCAUCCUUGCUGGGGGAGGCUUUCUCGCCUGGUACUUUCUAGUCUACAGAGUGAUGGUGCUGGAGCCACGAGUGCAACAGCAGUACCUGGCCACCAUCACCGUCCUGAACCGAAACUUCACCGCACAGCUGUCCUCCCGCAGCAGUCCGGAGUUCAAGGCCGAGGCUCGAGUCCUGCAGGACGCGGUGAAGAACCUUGUAAAAUCAACUUACCUUUCCUGGUACUUCAACUCCACUGCUGUGUUUGCUUUUGGGGAGGGCAGCGUGGUGGUGUACUUCUGGCUUAUUUUGUCAGUGCCUGAGAGCCUUGUGGAGAAGGUCACCCCGAAUUAUGUCAAUAACAGCCUUUACGCCAAGCUGAAGGCCACUGGGAAUGGCAACACAGCCAGUUUCGAGGGAUAUCUGCUCUCCAUACCCUCUCUCGCUAUAACUGAGUGUGAUGCCAAAGUCAUAGAUCUCUUAAAAGCCUCCUUUGACUGUUAUAGGUAUCAAUGGGUGCCCUCGGGGGCCCCAGUGGCCCUCCGGGGCCCCAACACGCAGCGCUCCUCCUGUAUCUGGCACCUGGAGGCGCCCGCAGGCUCCCAGCUGGAACUGCAGAUCGAGUGGCUCCUCCCCGACUGCCGGGACCGCCUGGCCGUGUACGACUCAACCGCGCCCAGCGAUUCCCGGCUCAUCACUUCACUGUACCAGUGCAGUCGCCUGGAGCAGGUCGUCAGGCUGCUGUCCUCAGACCAGUGGAUGACCGUGGUGUGGAAACAGGGCCUCUACAACUACAAGGACCCAUUUUCCCUCUCCGCUCAGGCCUGGCCCUCUCGUGCCUGCUCGUCUGUGUUCAGCUUGCAGCCUGUUCUUUAUGUCCAGGGCAGAUUCCAAACGCCCUUCUACCCCAGUUACUACCCACCGGACACUAAGUGCACCUGGACAUUCACAGUUCCCUCCCUGGAUUUUGGGCUGAUUUUGGAGUUUGAGGGGUAUGAGCUCAGCAAAGCCAACUACAACCAAGCCUGCACUCAGGGCCAGUGGGUGAUUCAGAAUCGCAGACUGUGCGGCACACGAACCCUUCAGCCUUACGCCGAGCGCCUGUACCUCGUCUCCACUUCCGUCACGGUCACCAUGACCUCUGAGGUGUCACUCACCGGGCCUGGGCUGCAGGUCCACUACAGCCUUUUCAACCAAUCAGAGCCCUGUCCAGGGAAGUUCCUGUGCACGGUGAAUGGGCUGUGUGUCCCAGCGUGUGACGGGAUAAGGGACUGUCCCAACGGCCUGGACGAGAGGAACUGCGUGUGCACCGCCCAGUACCGGUGUCCUGAGGACAGCCAGUGCCUGGACUACUUCAAGUUGUGUGAUGACCACGUAGACUGUCAUGACGGAAUGGAUGAGGAGGACUGCACUGCAGGUGUGCACUGUACGGAAAUGACCUACAAGUGCGCUGACGGGACCUGCAUCAAAAAGUCUAACCCGGAGUGUGACUUCGUCACGGACUGCCCAGACGCGUCCGAUGAAAGACACUGUGACUGUGGGCUCCCACACUUUCCAAGCCGCGUGGUGGGCGGGCUCCAUUCCAGCGAGGGGGAGUGGCCAUGGCAGGCAAGCCUGCAGUUCAGGGGUCAGCACCUCUGUGGGGGCGUCCUCAUCUCCAGCCAAUGGGUGGCUUCCGCGGCCCACUGUUUUUAUGACGACAGUUUCUACUCCGCCAAUGUGUGGACAGUCUACCUUGGCAAGCUGCUCCUGAACCGGAGCAGCCAAAGCGAGGAAGCUCUGCGGGUGAAGGAGAUCCACCUGCACCAGUACUACGACGAUGACACGCACGACUACGACCUGGCACUCCUAAGGCUGGAGCGACAUGUGUCCUCUCGCACCCUGGCCCAGCCCGCCUGCCUGCCACCCCCCACGCACCUCCUGGAGCCGGGGCUGCUCUGCUGGGUGACCGGCUGGGGGUCGCUGAAGGAGGGAGGCCCCGUAAGCAAUGUCCUGCAGAAGGUGGGUGUGCGGCUUAUCAGCGAGGACGUCUGCAACAAGUCGUACGGCUACCGGAUCACUCCCAGGAUGCUUUGUGCUGGAUUCCGUGAUGGUGGCAAGGAUGCAUGUCAGGGAGAUUCUGGGGGUCCUCUAGUGUGCCAGGAGUCAUCUGGCCGCUGGUUCCUUGCGGGCGUGGUCAGCUGGGGCAUCGGCUGCGGCCGCCCCUACUACUAUGGCGUCUACACCCGCAUCACCAAGAUGACAGGCUGGAUCAAGGAGCUCACCUCCACCUAGAGGACCUGACCUUCUCCGGCUCAGAGGAACCUCCUUAAUAUUCUGAGCAUUGCGAGAUACAGAAGCCACAACGUCUGCACCAUCUUGCUGAUGGCUGAUAGUCUUGUAUGAAGAUGGUGCACCUUUCCCUGACACAGCAGUGAUGGCACACAGACUCAGUUCCAGGAAUUAUGAUCAGUCUUCGCAAUUCAGUUUUAUUUAAUCUGCAUCAGAAAGCGCUCUAUCAAAUGCAGUUCCUGCUUCCUUUCAUGCUGGCUACAGUGAAGCAGAGCGAGUACCGAGGAGCUUUGGAACAAGGGACGUUAAUGAAUGCAUCUGCCCAUGGUCGGCCGCUUCUCCCCAGAGAAGCUCUUCAGCUCUGAGGAAAUGCUCUGAACCACAAUGGCCUCUUUUUUAGAAUAAAGGUGAUGGAAACUAAGUGGUGGCAGAAUUUUUUAAAAUUCCCAGUAGAACCUCAACCUGCAGUGAGAAUCACGCUGAAUAUUUUCCGUUUUCUGCUGCUUUUCAUUUAGUCCUCGUAUAAAUGACUGAUUUUGGGUUGGGUUGAUUUUGGGACUGAUUUCCUCAGCACCAGAGAUAGUAUCUGUGAAACACGCUCAUAAGAGUCUAGUACUUAAUGACGAAGUGAUUCCAUGAUCUUUCAUGCAGCUGUGGAGUGUGCCUGCAGCGUGCAGGAAUGUUCCGGACUUUGCACUUUACAACAAACACGUUCUUCAACAACAAAAAAUAUCUAAUUCACCAGUGAACUGCUUUUGCAGAAUUUUGUAAAUUAUGUGAGUAUAUAAUCAGUGGAUAUCAUACACUGCACUGGACAAUGCGGGGUUUUCCUUGAAGUACAAAAUCGGUGUGAAUUAAUAGAGCUUCUUUGUUUGAAUAUCACAGGUAAACUAUGUGAAUACUGUAAUGACCUGUAAUCUUUGUCAUGCCAUUAAUAUUAAUAAUCUGGUCAUGAGUAAAUUAGAUUUGGUUGUAGAUAUUCCAUCCAUCCAUCUUCUAGCCACUUGUGAUUCCGCAAUAACGAGGGUGUUUUACAGAC
Molecule: messenger RNA, 3817 nt
Organism: Brienomyrus brachyistius
Lineage: Eukaryota; Metazoa; Chordata; Actinopteri; Osteoglossiformes; Mormyridae
Product: transmembrane protease serine 6
Exons: 18
Coding region: 355-2781 (808 amino acids)
Biological process (GO): proteolysis
Molecular function (GO): protein binding; serine-type endopeptidase activity
Source: RefSeq, a predicted model, not a curated record